ACCGCCACCGAGGAGAACCGCUUCGCAACGGAGCCAAGACAGCUGGUGUUUGGGAGGCCAGCUCAGGCUGCGCUGGGCAUCGAGCACUACAUGCGCGUGUCAAGAGACGCGGUCCUUACGGGGCUGCUCGAGGGCACCGCCGCCAUCGUGCGGGAGGUGACCGCUGGUGGCACCGACGCCGACCGCGAGUGUCUGGACUACAUCCUGCACGCUGAGGCAGGCUCGAGCGAUCUCAUGUACCAGGGCGGGCUAAAGCGCGACUGCGACGAGCGUGGCAGGGUGCUGGCUUGCCGCACCGUCGCCGACGGCAGCGGCGUGGUGUGCGGGAUGCGGUUGGCCGACUUCGUAGCCCACCCGAGCGCUCAGCACGCCGACCUGACCGAGGCGCACGUGGUUGCUCUUCGCCUCUACACGACGCAGGCCUUCCGCUCGAUCAACACCCCGCUGCGCGACAAGGAGCGCCACGAGCGGGGCGAGGCCCACCCACUGCCGGUGACAGUCGCGCUGAUCCGCGACGCGCUCGGCAAGCUGCGGGCGGUCGAGGCGGACCACUCGCGAGAGUCGCCGCUUCGCCGCGUCGAGCUGUACCGCGGCAUGAAGGACGUCACGGCGCCGGCCAGCUUCAUGGAGCAGGGCGGCACCGAGCUCGCUCCGAUGAGCACAACGUCGGAUCUCUCCGUCGCGAUGCGCUACUCGGCGAGCGUCAAGGCGGUGCUGCUGCGGCUCAUCACCGAGAGUUUCUACGAGCGCGGGCCGGACAUCUCGUUUCUCUCCGCCUUCCCCGGAGAGGCGGAGUUCCUCUUCCCGCCGCUGACCUUCCUGCAGCCGACCGGCGACGUCGAGACGGUGACGGUCGAGGGGCUCGCGUAUGAGGUGGUGGAUGUGCGGCCGCGGAUUUGAGCUCCAAAGUGCCUGGAGCCCAUUGUACAGUGAGAGAGAGAGCGCGCGUAGGGCCCUUAGGGGCCUAGAGAACACAACCCCCUCUCCCUUCUCUCCCAGUACGGUAAGCUAAAAGUACGUACGUACAGUGAUC
Emiliania huxleyi CCMP1516 is the source of this 1033-nucleotide messenger RNA. RefSeq lists its product as hypothetical. Gene Ontology annotation, molecular function: NAD+-protein-arginine ADP-ribosyltransferase activity. The coding region runs from base 91 to 900 and encodes 269 amino acids. The record is from RefSeq and is a predicted model, not a curated record. Lineage: Eukaryota; Haptophyta; Isochrysidales; Noelaerhabdaceae. The transcript has 2 exons.